Microthlaspi erraticum is the source of this 1032-nucleotide messenger RNA. Lineage: Eukaryota; Viridiplantae; Streptophyta; Magnoliopsida; Brassicales; Brassicaceae. The record is from the annotation of a GenBank genome assembly.
AUGCAUUGGCUAGCUUGGAGAAAACUGUGUCGACACAAGAGGGACGGGGGUUUAGGCUUCAGAGUCAUCGAGGAUUUCAAUACGACUUUACUAGCAAAACAAUUAUGGCGAUUAAUGGAUAAUCCGGAAUCCCUUUUCGCUAAAGUGUUCAAGGGACGAUACUAUCGGAACUCGUCUCCCAUGGACCCAAUACGAUCUUACUCUUCGUCAUAUGGAUGGCAGAGUAUUAUCUCUGCUCGACCUCUGGUUCAAAAAGGGCUUAUUAAAAGAGUCGGUUCAGGAUCGUCUAUCUCUGUAUGGUAUGAUCCUUGGAUUUCUGACUCUCGCCCGAGGUCAGCUAUUUGCAAGGGUUUUAAUUUCUACCCCCAGUUAAUGGUGAGUCAGUUAAUUAAUUCUCGGUCAUCAACGUGGAACCUUCCACUAUUACACCAAUUGUUUGAGAGUGAAGAGAUUGCUCGUAUCACUGGUAUCACAAUUGCAACCAGUUCCAAACCCGAUCCUUGUGGAUGGAUAUUUACAAAAACGGGUCGGUAUACGGUCAAAUCGGGGUAUAGUUUGUUACAAGAGUUAACGGAAGCUGAGGCUCUUCCGGUCUUUGGCCCGGAUACACGGAAACUGCAAGCACAGUCAUGGAUGGUGUUUUCGAACGAUGAUCAGGACCCGAGAGAUGUCCUUGAAUCGGCAAUAACUGAGGCCCGUGCAUGGGCGGCUGCCCAAACGGUGCCCGCGAGGGAAUCACGGAACUUGGUCCCUCACACGGAACCAAAUUUAGUGGCUGAAUGGUGCCAAGUAGAUGGGGCGUGGAAGGACACAGAUUGUCGGGUGGGACUAGGUUGGUUCAAUUUUAACCCAGACUCGGGUUCUGUUUUAGUGGGUGCUUGUAAUCUAAGGCGAGGGUUAUCACCUUUACAGCCAGAGCUGGAAGCUCUAGCUUGGGCUAUGCAAUGCAUGCUAGUCCACAAUAAACGGCGAAUGAAUUUUCAAACAGACUGCGCAGAUUUGGUGAAGAUGGUGUCCACACCUAGAGUGUGA